This is a messenger RNA of Quercus robur (English oak), 1180 nucleotides long. RefSeq names its product protein MKS1. The transcript has a single exon. Gene Ontology annotation, cellular component: nucleus. The record is from RefSeq and is a predicted model, not a curated record. Lineage: Eukaryota; Viridiplantae; Streptophyta; Magnoliopsida; Fagales; Fagaceae. The coding region runs from base 173 to 889 and encodes 238 amino acids.
CUCCAUUGACUUUGCUCCCCUUAAAUAUUUCAUGUCCGCUCUAAAUACACUUCUUGAGAGCUAAAUCAACAAUGCUUGUAUCACUAUUACCAUCAUCAUCAUCAUCUCCUCAAAUAAUUUCCCCUUUCUCUGCUUAUCUCUAUUCCUUGUUUACCUCUAUUCCUUAUUCAGCAUGGAUCCAUCAAACAUCCCUGGCAGUAAAUCAUUCAAAAGAGAGAUCCAAGGUCCUCGUCCUGCACCUCUCAGAGUACAUAAAGAUUCCCACAAGAUCAAAAAACCACCACUAGCGCCGCAACAUCCCUCACAACCACAAGUUCAGCUUCGCCCGCCGAUCAUAAUCUACACGGUCUCACCAAAGAUAAUUCACACCAACCCUAAUGACUUCAUGAACCUAGUUCAACGCCUAACCGGUUUGUCAUCAUCAUCAUCAUCAUCUUCUACAUAUUCUUCCUCAUCAGCGCAAGCAGCUCAGUCCAGUAUUAAUCCAUUAAACAGCGGCGCACUAUCACCAGCGGCUUGUUAUGCAACGAUAGAGAAGGCUAGGGAGUUUCCUGAAGGGAAGAAGAAACAGCAAGCUGGGGAAGUGAGUAGUGUGGAAGAGAUGGAGAUGGAGAUGGUUCAUGGGGUUGAUAGGACGGGUUCGUUUCCGGGGAUUUUGUCACCAGGGCCGGCUUCACUUCCUCCAAUUCCUCCAAACUUUUUCUCUCCACCAUCUGAUCCUAGCCCGUUUACCUCCUUCUUGCAUGAUUUAAGCCCCGCGCUUCAAGCCGGUAGCAAAAAUUACCAAGAAGGUAGUUUCAUGCUUAGUCCUUCAAACUUCUUUUCACCUUAUAUGAUUUCCCCAACUGCACCAUCCUUUGAUUUGUUCCACAAUUUAUUUGACAAUUGAUUUUCUUUUUGGUUCUGAAAGAGAAGAGAGGUAUAGAGGUCAUUUUUGGUGUAGCUUUAAUGCUGAAGAUGAUAGAAUGGGGUACAAAACUCUAGAAGAAAUUAAUUUUGGUGUGGAUGCUUGUUGGAAACUUAUUAAUGGCAUUACCUGUUUCUUUUACUCAAAUACUUUAAUUUGGUGGGCCAUAUGUUGGCGGCAAUUGGGCUCAAAUUUCAUCUUUGUCUUAUUUUGAUUACAUUCUUUGUUAUGGAUUGUGGCGUGUAAUCUGCAACAUUUACAUUUUUUUUUUAA